Messenger RNA from Closterium sp. Naga37s-1, 2577 nucleotides. The record is from the annotation of a GenBank genome assembly. Lineage: Eukaryota; Viridiplantae; Streptophyta; Zygnematophyceae; Desmidiales; Closteriaceae.
AUGGCUGGUCUGGUUGCCGCGCUUGACCCACCAAUUUCGGAGAUUAGCUAUACUGUACAGAGUGCCUCCUUCCGUCCUACUAACACGUGGCGUAACCCCGUUGGCCCCCCGGAUCUACUGCUCUCCUUUCUGUUGGUUACCGGGUGCAGUGAGGGCAGCCUUCCACCCAACCUAGCCCCCUUUCCCUUACUCCAACCCACCCCCUCCCUCUUUCCGCCUCAAUUACCCCACCUGUCCAACCCGCUUUCUCUAUCCCUCCCCCCCGCUCCCCCCUUCCCCUUCUCCGCAGGUAUCAGGGGAAGCGCCGCAGCAGUGCUGUCCUCACUGCACCGGGUAUCAGGGGAAGCGCCGCAGCAGUGCUGUCCUCACUGCACCGGAGAAAGUAGUGGGAACUUCACAUCGGGAGCAGCAGCGGCAACAGCAGCAGCAGCAGCAGCAGCAGCAGCAGCAGCAGCAGCAGCAGCAGCAGCAGCAACCCCAGCAGCAGCAGAAGCAGAAGCAGAAGCAGAAGCAGUAGCAGAAGCAGUAGCAGAGGGAGGAAAUGUAAGGGCAGCAAUCGCGAGGCUGAACGUGCGUUUUGGUCCCAGAGAAAGUAGUGGGAACUUCACAUCGGGAGCAGCAGCGGCAACAGCAGCAGCAGCAGCAGCAGCAGCAGGAGCAGCAGCAGCAGCAGCAGGGCCAGUAGCAGCAGCAGGGCCAGUAGCAGCAGCAGGGCCAGUAGCAGCAGCAGGCGCAGCAGUAGCAAGAGCAGCAGCAGUAACAGCAGCUGAAAUCUCAUCUCCUGGUGUCCCACACAAUAAUUCCUCUCUCAGUAAUUCCUCUCUCAAUAAUUCCUCUCUCAAUAAUUCCUCUCUCAAUACUGCCCCUCUCAAUAAGCCGCUCUCCCAGGGGGGAAUGAAGCAUGGCUGCCACAGGUGGCCGUGCAGCGUGCGCCCCAGCCUGUGCGGCGUGAUGCAUCGCCCCAUCCGCGUCUACCUCAUCUGGUAUGGGCCGUUCUCCGCCGCGCAGAAGAACAUUCUCAGGAGCUUCAUCCGGUCGAUCUCGGACCGCAGGGACCCCGCGAACACAGGAUGGCCGUGCAGCGUGCGGCCAGGCCUGUGUGGCGUGAGGCAUCGCCCCAUCCGCGUCUACCUCAUCUGUCCCCAGCUGGUGGGACAUCAACCGUCAGAACCACGACCACAGCAUUUGCCCAAUCUCCUCCUCCGCGCACGUUUCUCCUGUCUCAGCUCCUUCCCUUCCUUCCUCUCUCGCCCCUUCUUUGCUCUCUUUCCCCUGUCGCCACCUCCCUCACCCCUCUCAGUCCCCAGCUGGUGGGACAUCAACCGUCAGUACCACGACUGCAGUGGCCGCCCUGUCUCCUCCUCCGUGUCCCUCAAAGGCGAGUCCUCAUACCCGUUCGGCCGCCGCUCUUCCCGCCGCCUCUCUUCCGGCCACCCGUCGUCCCCGCACCGCCCGUCUUCACAUUGCCGCCCGGUUGGAAUCCGUGUUAUCCGCGAGUCCAUAUUGAGACGAUACCUGCCGUUCGACACCAAAGGCAUUUACUUCGUGAUCUCCUCUCCCCGCAUGAAGAGGAAGAUGAUGCUGAAAGGAUUCUGCACCGCCUACUGUGGCUGGCACUCGUACCUCCCCAUGAUGGGCAAGAGGAUCAAGACGAGCCUCGUGGGCAACCCUGCUGGCAGGCAUGGGAGGGAGCUAGCAAGCAGCCUGGCGGCCCCCAACAGGGACAAGGGCAUGGACGCACUGUGCCUGCCCACCUGUGUGGCAUGGGAGGGAGCUAGCAAGCAGCCUAGCAGCCCCCAACAGGGACAAGGGGUAUGGACGCACUCGUCUCCACCUUCGCCUCUCGUCACACCUAUAUCAUUCUCUGCUCUCUACCCCUUUCCACCCCUCUGCACCCGACAGUGCUUGCCCAACUGUGCAUCGUGGGAGCUAGCGUCCAGCAUAGCAGCCCCCAACAGGGACAAGGGUAUGGACGCACUCGUCUCCACCUUCGCCCACGAGCUUGCAGAGGCCACCAGCGACCCGUACCUGUCUACCUGGAUGAAUGAGAAGGGAGAGGAGAACGCCGAUAUGUGCUCCUACAGGUGUGUGGCUCAGUGGGUGUGGGGUGCAGUGGUGUGGGGUUCAGUGGGUGUGGGGUGCAGUGGUGUGGGGUUCAGUGGUGUGGGGUGCAGUGGUGUGGGGUGCAGUGGUGUGGGGUUCAGUGGUGUGGGGUUCAGUGAGUGCAUGGUUGAAGGCCACCAGCGACCCGUUCCUCUCCACGUGGAUGGACGAGAAGGGGGGAGAGAAUGCCGAUGCCUGCUCCUACAUGUGCGGUUUGUGUUGCGUUGUGGUGCGGUUUCCUUCCACCCCCCCACCCUUGCUCCCACCUUCUCCCCCCCACCCUUGCUCCCACCACCUCCCCCCCACCCUUGCUCCCACCUUCUCCCCCCCACCCUUGCUCCCACCUUCUCCCCCCCACCCUUGCUCCCACCUUCUCCCCCCCACCCUUGCUCCCACCAUUUCCCCCCCCACCCUUGCUCCCACCUUUUUCCCCCCCACCCUCCUUUCCCGUCCCCUCUUCUCUCCCCUCUCUGA